This is a messenger RNA of Dermacentor silvarum, 1548 nucleotides long. RefSeq lists its product as uncharacterized. The transcript has a single exon. The coding region runs from base 1 to 1548 and encodes 515 amino acids. Gene Ontology annotation, molecular function: nucleic acid binding. Lineage: Eukaryota; Metazoa; Arthropoda; Arachnida; Ixodida; Ixodidae. The record is from RefSeq and is a predicted model, not a curated record. Gene Ontology annotation, biological process: DNA integration.
AUGGCGUCGGCACGUAUUCAGAGAUGGGCUCUGUUUCUAAGCCAAUAUCAGUACCGCAUCGAGUACAGGGCCGGCAAGGAAAAUGCCAACGCGGACGCACUCAGCCGUUUGCCUGUGCCGAUACCAGAUGCUUGCAAAUCGGGCACCUUACCAGAAUAUGUGCUGUCUUCAGAGAACCUUGACAGCUCGUGCGUGCCAGCGGGUGCCAUACGGGCGCUGACGAACGCAGAUGAAGACCUCAGCGUUGUGCAGCACUUUGUACUUAAUGGAUGGCCUAAACGCAUGUCACCGUGUCACAAUCACCUUCAACCUUAUUUUUGCAGAAGACUGGAGCUGUCAAGCGCAGAAGGCCUGCUCUACUGGGGUCAUCGCAUCGUCGUACCCCGCAAAGCUCGAGUCUCCAUGCUCGCUGAGCUACAUCGGUCCCACCAGGGUGCAUGUGCGAUGAAAAGACUGGCUCGUACGCUAUUCUGGUGGCCUGGGUUGGAUGGUGAGAUUGAAAGCCUUGCACGUUCGUGCAUCUCUUGUGUACAAGCGCAGCCAAUGCCUCAUCGCCAGGCUCCUAUCUGUUGGCCAGAAACGGGGACCAAGUGGGCACGGCUUCACAUUGACUAUGCCGGACCAAUAGAGGGGCGCAUGCUGUUGAUAGUCGUCGACUCCCAUACCAAGUGGAUCGAGGCACUUCUCGUCAGGUCGGCGACCACAGAAGUCACAAUCGCGCGGCUUCACGAAUUGUUCGCUCGUUUUGGCUUGCCGCAAACAGUUGUAUCAGAUAACGGGCCUCAGUUUGCAAGCCAGCAGUUUUCCCAGUUCAUGACUGCCAACAACAUAACUCAUCUACACAGUGCGCCGUACCACCCACAAUCUAAUGGUCUCGCAGAGCGCGCGGUCCGCACAAUAAAGGAUGGCCUUCUCAAGCACUCUAUGGUGAACGAUCUCGAAACAAAACUAGCACGAGUGCUGCUAGGCUAUCGACGUACCCCACUACCGUGCGGCAAGUCUCCAUCAGAAAUGCUACUGAACUACCAAAUUCGUUCACGCUUGGAUGCUUGUGUCCCUUCUCUACCUCCAAGUUACUCGCAGCCUCCCAGAUUCCAGCCCGGGGACCAGGUCUGGGUGCGCAACUUUGGCCAAGGGAGGCAUUGGCGGCCAGGCAUCGUCAAAAGCACUGAGGGUUCACGGCUGGUAACGGUCGACACUCCAGAUGGUCUAGCCAGGCGUCAUUUGGACCAAAUUUUCCGUCGGGCGCCUGUGUCGCCCGUGGCCCCAAAAGCAGAGGCUCCCGACACACUUCAACCCAGCCCGGACAACAAGAAUCGGCCGACGUCAACGCGAGAAGGCCGGUCCAGUCCGGCUACUCCAGAACCAACUGGCGCCGUGCCUGUUCCUUCGACACCUCCAACAUCCCCCCAGCCCAGCAGGCUCCCUGUUCCCCAAGUCCACCGGUCUUACGGAGGUCUACCCGACAACGAAGACCCGUGCAAAGGCUGCAGUUUUAAGAGAGGGAGAAGUGAUAUGAAGUGCUCGGCUAACACGUGUCAAACAUGA